CGGGGCGGCCAUUUUCGCUGCCGGCGCCGUCCCGCCGCCCGCCCGCCCUCACACCGCGCCCUGAGGCGAUUUUAACCGAUCCGGCCGUUUUUCAACCCAUUCCCCGCCGCCCCCCCCUCCGCGGCCCCACCGGGCCCGGCCCGGGGGGGGUCUCCCCGUUUUUCAUCCCCCCCCUCCUCAAUUUUGCCCUCACAACCGAGCCCCCACCUCGGCGGCGGGGGCGGUUUGGGGGCGGUGGGAGCGGCGCACGCCGAGGGUCCCCUCGGCCCCCCGCCCCUCACCCCGCCAUGGCGUCCCCGCUGAGGGAGGACGAGGAGGAGGAGGAGGAGAUGGCGGUGUCCGAGGGGGAUGAGGAGGACGACGAUGAGGAGGACGACGAGGAAGAGGAGGAGGAAGACGCCGCCGCCGCCGCUGCCGCCGCAGCCGCCGCCGCCGCCGCGCUUUUGGCCGGGCACAGAGGGGCUCCCGACAUCUUCGCCGGGCCGGCCCCGGCCCCGCUGCCGCCGCCGCCGCCGCCGCCGCCAGCGCCCGCCGCGCCCGGACCGCCGGAGGCGCCCGCAGACGGUGACGAGGAGCUGUUGCGGGGUCUCGAGGGGUCCCUGGGGGUGAAGAAGAAGAAAAGGGGUCCCCGGAAACAGAAGGAAAACAAACCCGGAAAACCCCGGAAACGGAAAAAACUGGUGAGCGAGGAUGAGCUGGAGUCGGAGAGGGACGAGUACCCCCGCGAGGAGUACCGGGAGAAGUCGGAGAGCGGCGGCUCCGACUCGGGCGGGACCGGCCGGAAGCGGCGGCGGAAGCACCGAGAGAAGAAGGAGAAGAAAACCAAGAGGAGGAAAAAAACCGACGAGGACGGGGGGCAGAAGGUGAAGGCGGUGGAGCAGAAAUCCUCGGCGCAGCUCCUGGGGGCCUGGGGGCUGGAGGACGUGGACCACGUGUUCACCGAGGAGGAUUAUCACACCCUCACCAACUACAAAGCCUUCAGCCAGUUCAUGAGGUGGGGUCCCGGGCACAAGAAGCGCAGUAAGAGCCCGCGGGUGCCCGAGCUGAAGAGGAAGAUGAAGGGCAGGAAGAUGGCGCCGCUCAAAAUCAAACUGGGGGUGCUGGGGGGAAAGCGCAAGAAAAGCAGCUCGAGCGAGGACGCGGGCGAGGCCGAGGAGGAGUCGGAGGCCGAGAGCCCCGGGGGGGUUUUGGGGGCCGCCCCCCGGCCCGACCCCGGCACGCGCCUCAAGAAGCUCAAACGGGGCCGCCCCGGGCGCAAGAAGAAGAAGGGCCCGGGUCCCGAGGAGGAGGGCGAUGGCUACGAGACCGACCACCAGGACUACUGCGAGGUGUGCCAGCAGGGCGGGGAGAUCAUCCUGUGUGACACCUGUCCCCGCGCCUACCACCUGGUGUGCCUGGACCCCGAGCUGGACCGCGCGCCCGAGGGCCGCUGGAGCUGCCCCCACUGCGAGAAGGAAGGCGUGCAGUGGGAGGCCAAGGAGGAGGAGGAGGAGGAGGAAGAGGAGGAGGAGGAGGGUGAGAAGGAGGAGGAAGACGACCACAUGGAAUACUGCCGGGUGUGCAAGGACGGCGGGGAGCUGCUGUGCUGCGACGCCUGCGUGUCCUCGUACCACAUCCACUGCCUCAACCCGCCCCUGCCCGAGGUCCCCAACGGGGAGUGGCUGUGUCUGGAGAUCUUCCACCUGGUGAUGUACCGGAACUACCAGCGGAAGAACGACAUGGACGAGCCCCCUCCCCUGGAUUACGGCUCCGGGGACGACGACCCCAAGAGCGAGAAGCGGGGGGCCGGGGGGGACCCCCUUUUCGGGGGGAUGGAGGAGCGCUUCUACCGCUACGGCAUCAAACCCGAGUGGAUGACGGUGCACCGCAUCAUCAACCACAGCGUGGACCGCAAGGGCCAGUACCAUUACCUGGUCAAGUGGCGGGACCUGCCCUACGACCAGGCCACCUGGGAGGAGGACGAGAUGCCCAUCCCCGACUACGACCUGCACAAGCUGGCAUACUGGAAACACCGUACGAGACGCAGCCGAGGUUCAUCACGGCCACGGGGGCCCACGGUGAAGUACGAGACGCAGCCGAGGUUCAUCACGGCCACGGGGGGCACGCUGCACCUGUACCAGCUGGAGGGGCUGAACUGGCUGCGCUUCUCGUGGGCGCAGAGCACCGACACCAUCCUGGCCGACGAGAUGGGGCUGGGCAAAACCAUCCAGACCAUCGUGUUCCUCUACUCCUUGUACAAGGAGGGCCACACCAAGGGCCCGUUCCUCGUCAGCGCGCCGCUCUCCACCAUCAUCAACUGGGAGCGCGAGUUCCAGAUGUGGGCGCCGGCGUUUUACGUUGUCACCUACACCGGGGACAAGGACAGCCGCGCCAUCAUCCGCGAGAACGAGUUCUCCUUCGAUGACAACGCCAUGAAGGGCGGCAAGAAGGCCUUCAAGAUGAAGCGCGAGGCUCAGGUGAAGUUCCACGUGCUCCUCACGUCCUACGAGCUCAUCACCAUCGACCAGGCCGCGCUGGGCUCCAUCCGCUGGGCCUGCCUGGUGGUGGACGAGGCCCACCGCCUCAAAAACAACCAGUCCAAGUUUUUCCGGGUGCUCAACGGGUACAAGAUCGAGCACAAGCUGCUGCUGACGGGGACACCACUGCAGAACAACCUGGAGGAGCUGUUCCACCUGCUCAACUUCCUGACACCCGAGCGCUUCAACAACCUGGAGGGCUUCCUGGAGGAGUUCGCCGACAUCUCCAAGGAGGACCAGAUCAAGAAGCUCCACGACCUGCUGGGUCCCCACAUGCUGCGGCGCCUCAAGGCCGACGUCUUCAAGAACAUGCCGGCCAAGACGGAGCUGAUCGUGCGCGUGGAGCUCAGCCCCAUGCAGAAGAAGUACUACAAGUACAUCCUGACCAGGAACUUUGAGGCGCUGAACUCGCGGGGUGGUGGGAACCAGGUGUCCCUGCUCAACAUCAUGAUGGACCUCAAGAAGUGCUGCAACCACCCCUACCUGUUCCCCGUGGCCGCCAUGGAGUCCCCGAAGCUGCCGAGCGGUGCCUACGAGGGCGGGGCGCUCAUCAAGGCCUCGGGGAAGCUGCUGCUGCUGCAGAAGAUGCUGCGCAAGCUGAAGGAGCAGAACCACCGGGUGCUCAUCUUCUCCCAGAUGACGAAGAUGCUGGACCUGCUGGAGGAUUUCCUGGACUUCGAGGGUUACAAGUACGAGAGGAUCGACGGCGGCAUCACCGGGGCCCUGCGGCAGGAGGCCAUCGACCGCUUCAACGCGCCGGGGGCGCAGCAGUUCUGUUUCCUGUUGUCGACGCGGGCCGGGGGCCUCGGCAUCAACCUGGCAACAGCCGACACGGUGGUGAUCUUCGACUCGGACUGGAACCCCCACAACGACAUCCAGGCCUUCAGCCGCGCCCACCGCAUCGGCCAGGCCAACAAGGUGAUGAUUUACCGCUUUGUGACGCGGGCGUCGGUGGAGGAGAGGAUCACGCAGGUGGCCAAGCGCAAGAUGAUGCUGACGCACCUGGUGGUGCGCCCGGGGCUGGGCUCCAAGGCCGGCUCCAUGUCCAAGCAGGAGCUGGACGACAUCCUCAAGUUCGGCACCGAGGAGCUCUUCAAGGACGAGAACGAGGGGGACAACAAGGAGGAGGACAGCAGCGUCAUCCACUACGACAACGAGGCCAUCGCGCGGCUGCUGGACCGGAACCAGGACGCCACCGACGACGCCGACGUGCAGAACAUGAACGAGUACCUGAGCUCCUUCAAGGUGGCCCAGUACGUCGUCAGGGAGGAGGACAAGAUCGAGGAGAUCGAGCGCGAGAUCAUCAAGCAGGAGGAGAACGUGGACCCCGACUAUUGGGAGAAGCUCCUGCGGCACCACUACGAGCAGCAGCAGGAGGACCUGGCCAGGAACCUGGGCAAGGGCAAGCGCGUCCGCAAACAGGUCAACUACAACGACGCCGCCCAGGAGGACCAAGAUAACCAGUCCGAGUACUCGGUGGGAUCCGAGGAGGAGGACGAGGACUUCGACGAGCGGCCGGAGGGCCGCCGUCAGUCCAAGCGGCAGCUGCGGAACGAGAAGGACAAACCCCUCCCCCCACUGCUGGCCCGGGUGGGCGGCAACAUCGAGGUGCUGGGGUUCAACACGAGGCAGCGCAAGGCUUUCCUCAACGCCGUCAUGCGCUGGGGGAUGCCCCCCCAGGACGCCUUCACCUCCCAGUGGCUCGUGAGGGACCUGCGGGGCAAGAGCGAGAAGGAGUUCAAGGCCUACGUGUCCCUGUUCAUGCGGCACCUGUGCGAGCCGGGCGCCGACGGCUCCGAGACCUUCGCGGACGGCGUCCCCCGGGAGGGGCUGUCCCGGCAACAGGUGCUGACCCGCAUCGGGGUCAUGUCACUCGUCAAGAAAAAGGUGCAGGAGUUCGAGCACAUCAACGGGCGCUGGUCCCUGCCCGAGCUGGCCCCGGAGCCCAGCGCCGACUCCAAGCGCUCAUCCCGCGCCUCCUCCCCCGCCAAGACCGGACCCCCCAGCCCCGAACAGAGCGGCCCCCCCAGCCCCCAGCCCCCCACGCCAGCCACGCCGGUGCCCAGCGAGCGCGGGGACGGGCCGGGGCCACCCCCGGACAGGGACGACGGUGACAGCCGGGACGAGAAGGAACAACCCAAAGCGCCCGAGAAGAUGGAGACAGACGCCGCCGUCCCCGAGGCGCCGCCGUCCCCCGGCGAUGGCAGCGAGGCCGAGGGGCCCCGGAAGGGGGAGGAGGAGGAGGGGCCCGGCCACAGAGACCCCGAGGCCGAAGGAGCCCCGGCCCGCGAGGAGCGGCCAGGUGCCGAGGCCGAGAAGGGGGCGGGGCCGGACAAAGGGGAGGAGAAAAUCCCGGAGGAGGAGCCCAAGGAGCGCCCAGGGGACCCCGACCCCAAAAGAGAGGAGCUCCGCGAGCCCCGCCCGGAGCCGAGGCCCAACGGGCGCAGGGACGAGAAACCGCGGUUCAUGUUCAACAUCGCCGACGGUGGAUUCACAGAGCUGCACACGCUGUGGCAGAACGAGGAGCGCGCCGCCAUCUCCUCGGGGAAGCUCAACGAGAUCUGGCACCGGCGCCACGACUACUGGCUGCUGGCCGGCAUCGUCCUCCACGGCUACGCGCGCUGGACCGACAUCCAGAACGACGGCGCCUUCGGGGUCAUCAACGAACCCUUCAAGGGCGAAGCCUCCAAGGGGAACUUCCUGGAGAUGAAAAACAAAUUCCUGGCGCGGCGCUUCAAGCUGCUGGAGCAGGCUCUGGUGAUCGAGGAGCAGCUGCGCCGCGCCGCCUACCUGAACAUGACGCAGGACCCGAGCCACCCGGCCAUGGCCCUCAACACGCGCUUCGCCGAGGUCGAGUGCCUGGCCGAGAGCCACCAGCACCUGUCCAAGGAGUCGCUGGCGGGCAACAAACCCGCCAACGCCGUCCUGCACAAGGUGCUGAACCAGCUGGAGGAGCUGCUGAGCGACAUGAAGGCCGACGUGACGCGGCUGCCGGCGACGCUCUCGCGCAUCCCCCCCAUCGCCGCCCGCCUGCAGAUGUCGGAGCGCAGCAUCCUCAGCCGGCUGGCCAGCAAGGGCACCGAGAGCCACCCCCCGCCCAGUUUCCCGCCAGGACCCUACGCCACCCCCCCGAGUUUCGGGGGCGCUUUCGGGACCCCCCCGGCCGGAGCCCUCCCCCCCCCCGGGGGAGCCAACUACAGCCAGAUGCCCCCGGGCUCCUUCAUCUCCGAGAUGGGCGCUGGAGGACUGAGCGUCACUUCCGGUCCGGCGAACGCAACCAUAGAGAUGGGCGCUGGAGGACUGAGCGUCACUUCCGGUCCGGCGAACGCAACCAUAGAGAUGGGCGCUGGAGGACUGGGCGCCACUUCCGGUGCAGUGGGCUUAACCAUAGAGAGCCCACCGGAGGACUGA
Messenger RNA from Pseudopodoces humilis (Tibetan ground-tit), 5927 nucleotides. The record is from RefSeq and is a predicted model, not a curated record. Lineage: Eukaryota; Metazoa; Chordata; Aves; Passeriformes; Paridae.